Bradysia coprophila is the source of this 3739-nucleotide messenger RNA. RefSeq names its product karyopherin beta 3 (gene Karybeta3). Gene Ontology annotation, biological process: protein import into nucleus. Gene Ontology annotation, molecular function: protein binding. NCBI's taxonomy places the organism in Eukaryota, Metazoa, Arthropoda, Insecta, Diptera, Sciaridae. The record is from RefSeq and is a predicted model, not a curated record.
GAGUAAAAUUUAUUUGACAUUUAGACUAGCAAUAUCCAUUUGACGCGACAGUUCGAUUUUUUUAGAAUUUCUUUUCGAAAUAUUUCGUGCAAUGGCUGCCGACCAGAAUCAAUUUUACCAGAUUUUAAAUUCGCUUUUGAGCUACUUAAACGAUGAGCGUGAUCAAGCUGAGGCAACAUACAGCAACAUACCCGUCGACGUCAAAGUAACAAAUUUACUUACCGCAUUACACGAUGCGAAUCUGCCAAAUGCAACACGAGAGCUGGUUGCUGUAUUAUUGCGUCGCCUUUUUUCAACAGACUUUCAGGAUUUCUAUGCGGCUCUACCACCCGAGUCUCAAGCCCAGUUGAGACAGCAAAUUUUGUUGGCCGUCCAGCAGCCCGUUGAAGCAAAUCUACGGCGGAAAAUAUGCGAAGUCGUUGCAGAAGUGGCCCGAUAUUUGAUUGACGAUGAUGGAAACAAUCAAUGGCCGGACCUUUUGCAAUUCCUAUUCCAAUGCAUCAAUUCACAGAAUGCGGAAUUGCAGGAGGCAGCAUUGCGGAUAUUCGCUGCUGUGCCCAGCAUCUUCGGCAAUCAGGAGAACCAAUAUCUGACCAUGAUCAAGCAAAUGUUACACCAGUCUAUCCAACCGAAUGUGGUGGCCGAGGUACGAGUUCAAGCCGUGCGGGCCAUUGGAGCGUUCAUUCUGGCGCAUGAAAAGGACGCGAGCAUACUGAAAGCCUUUGCUGAGAUGUUGCCGCAAAUUAUCGAAGUGAUUGGUGCCAGCGUACACGAGGAGGACGAUCAAACGCUGCUGAAGCUGUUGGUCGAAUUGGCCGAAAGUUGUCCGAAAUUCUUGCGAUCGAAUUUGGAAAAUGUGUUCGAGAUGUGCAUCAAGAUCUUCAGCAAUGAGGAGACGGAAGAUAGUUGGCGUCACUUAGCACUGGAGGUGAUGGUUUCGUUGGCCGAAAAUGCACCGGCCAUGGUCCGCAACAAGGCCGAAAAGUACAUCACCAUCCUGAUCCCGAUGAUAUUGCAAAUGAUGACCGAUUUGGAGGACGAUCCGUCCUGGUCGGUGUCGGACGAUGUCGAUGAAGAUGACACGAAUGACAACAAUAUCAUAGCUGAAUCAGCGUUGGAUCGUCUGGCGUGCGGCCUGGGCGGAAAAUUGGUUUUGCCGCUGAUCAUUGCCACGUUGCCGGGCAUGUUACUGCAUGAAGAUUGGAAGCAAAGAUUUGCCGCUCUGAUGGCUGUAUCGGCGAUCGGUGAAGGUUGUCACAAGCAAAUGGAAGCGAUGCUCGACGAUGUGAUGCGUGGCGUGAUCGAAUAUUUGAACGAUCCGCAUCCCCGCGUUCGGUACGCUGCAUGCAAUGCCAUUGGGCAAAUGUCUACCGAUUUUGCGCCCGUAUUCGAAAAGAAAUUCCACGAACGGGUGAUUCCCGGACUGUUACAUCUGUUGGAUGAUGUAGAAAAUCCGCGGGUUCAGGCUCAUGCUGGUGCAGCAUUGGUGAAUUUCAGCGAGGAUUGUCCGAAGAAUAUUUUGACGAAAUAUUUGGACAAUAUCAUGCAAAAGUUGGGCAAAAUUCUGAACACCAAAUUCAGCGAAUUGCUGCAAACGGGCACGAAAAUGGUUCUGGAACAGGUAGUGACUACUAUCGCAUCCGUUGCGGAUACCAGCGAAAAGGAAUUCAUCGUCUACUAUGACAGUCUCAUGCCAUGUCUCAAAUACAUCAUCACGAAUGCAACCAGCGAAGAGCUGCGUAUGCUUCGCGGCAAAACCAUCGAAUGCGUUAGCUUGAUUGGGCUGGCUGUCGGUCAGGAAAAGUUCAUGGCCGAUGCAAAUGGCAUUAUGACAUUGUUGCUGGAAACGCAAACCGUUGGCGAUCUGCCCGACGACGAUCCACAGACGUCAUAUUUGAUCAGUGCUUGGGCACGUAUGUGUAAAAUAUUGGGAAAACAGUUCGAACAAUAUUUGCCGUUGGUUAUGGGUCCUGUAAUGCGAACGGCUGCUAUGAAACCGGAAGUAGCAUUCCUGGACAAUGAUGAAGUGGAGGACAUUGAAGGGGACGAAGACUGGUCGUUCAUUAAUUUAGGAGAACAGCAAAAUUUCGCUAUCCGAACGGCUGGUAUGGAGGACAAGGCGGCUGCUUGUGACAUGUUAGUAUGCUAUGCGAGAGAAUUGAAAGACGGAUUCGCCGAUUUUGCCGAAGAAGUGGUCAAGCUAAUGGUUCCAAUGCUGAAAUUCUAUUUCCAUGACGGUGUGCGUCGCACGGCAGCUGAAUCACUUCCAUAUUUACUGGACUGUGCAAAAAUCAAAGGUCCAACAUAUCUGGAAGGAAUGUGGCAGUACAUUUGUCCGGACUUAUUGAAAGCCAUUGACACGGAACCCGAAGGCGAAGUUCUCUUCGAAUUGCUGCACUCGCUGGCUAAAAGCAUAGAAACACUCGGCCCAAAUUGUCUAUCACCGGAAAAUAUGACUGAAGUGUUACGACUCAUAGCCAAGUACAUGGACGACCAUUUCCAAAAAGCGGAGAAACGAGCACUGGCCCGCAACGAGGAGGACUACGAUGAUGGCGUCGAAGAGAAAUUGGCUGAAGAAGACGAUAAUGAUACCUAUCAACUGUCGAAAAUUGCCGACGUUAUCCAUGCACUGUUUCUGACGAACGGCGUUACAUUUCUGCCGCAUUUCGAUCAGGUCAUUCAGCAUUUCAUCAAGCUGUUGGAUCCGUCGCGACCAUGGGCGGAUCGCCAGUGGGGAUUAUGCAUUUUCGAUGAUGUAAUAGAAUACACCGGUCCGAUGUGCGCCAAAUAUCAGAACAUUUUCCUGCAACCAGUUAUAGAAUAUACAAAAGAUACCUCUCCAGAGGUAAGACAAGCGGCUAUUUACGGGUGCGGAGUUAUAGCUCAGUUUGCUGGUGACCAAUUCGCUUUAACUUGUGCCCAAACCAUUCCACGUCUAGUUGAAGUAGUUCAUGCACCAAAGAGCCGCGAACCCGAAAACGUAAAUCCGACCGAAAAUGCAAUUUCCGCCGUCACAAAAAUCCUAAAAUACAACGGUUCAGCCAUACCGAACAUAGACGAGAUUAUUAUGCUAUGGUUCUCUUGGCUGCCGGUGGUAGAAGAUAGCGACGAAGCACCUCACGUUUACGGUUAUUUAUGCGACUUAAUUCAAUCCAAUCAUCUUGCUGUCCUUGGCGCUAACAAUUCGAAUUUGCCGCGAAUUCUGCAAAUUAUUGCCGAAGCAUUCAACAGUUGCGUGAUUCAGCCGCAACAUGAAGUAGGCGUCCGAAUGAUACAGAUCGUUAGGCAGUUGGAGACCGAUCAAGAAUUGUUCAAAGCAUGUUACGAUACGCUGAAUCCAGAGCAGGUGGAAGCGUUGAAGAAUGCUUGCUUGGACUCGAUGACGGCAGCAGCAGCAGCCGUGGCGCCAUAAAUUAUGAGAUCAGUCGCCUGAUUGUUUUUUUUUUAAUUUUCUACACAAAACAAAACAAAAAUUACUUUCCAAAACUCUUCAAUCCAAACCAUAUUUUAUGCGCAACACUCAUCCCCAUUUGGAAAACCAAAACAUCUCCGUGGAAAUUCGGCCGAAUCAGUUGUGGGCUGGCUCUCAUGAGGAAUGUUGCUUUGUUCUCGUUUGCACGCCGCGCCAUCCAAAUUUUUCUUUUGUUUUUAUUUUGAGAUUCAAAUAUGGAUUUAUGUAUUCACACCGCAUAAUGUUUCAGAAAUAUUAUAAAAAAAUAUAAUUAUUAUGGAAACAAAG